Messenger RNA from Dictyostelium purpureum, 2928 nucleotides. RefSeq lists its product as uncharacterized. The record is from RefSeq and is a predicted model, not a curated record. The transcript has a single exon. The coding region runs from base 11 to 2860 and encodes 949 amino acids. Lineage: Eukaryota; Evosea; Eumycetozoa; Dictyosteliales; Dictyosteliaceae.
AAAAAAAGCAAUGGAAUUAAUAAAUAACAAUCCGAUAAAAAAAAUAAAAACUCAGCAUAAUAAUGAUAAUAGUGUAAUAGACAAAGAGCAACUAUUUUUUAAAAUAAUAAGGAAUAGGUAUUUAUUCAAAAAGAUAUUGGGGUAUUUAAAGAGGGACCAGUUUGCAUUAGAGUUCUACAGCGUCAUAGAUAUCAAUUGGUUAUUAAAAAACAACUACCCAGGUGUAUUAAAGGACAAGGUGAAGCAGGGUCAUUAUCUAAUAACGAGCGAUGGCGCAAUUCCACAUACAAAUGAUACAACUAUAUUUUAUGACUCUUUCUUUAUAAUAUUUGAAUACAUAAAAAGCGAGCAAGAUAAAGAUUUUUAUAGGUCUUUAUUUAACAACUACCCAAUGCAUUUCAAGAUGGAAACUCAAGAGCAACGAGAUCGUUUAUUUGAAUAUACAAUUAAAAAAGGAUGUGUUGGUGCAGUAAUAUGUUUGGUAGAAUAUUUUGGUUUUCAGGUUACUCAGGAACAUUUAGAUGCGGCAAUUUUAAUAAAUACAAACUACGAAGAGGAACAAAAAAAGAAUUUUGGCGAAUGGAUAUCACAGCAAAUAUUUAUAGGUGAAGAAAUAUUACCAUUAAUACCAACUAUACAUUAUAAUCAAGAUUACAAAAAUCUAGCAACUACAGUAUUCAAAAUUAUAAACUACUUUAUGCAUCGUUUGCAACAGGUUCCACUACAUUUAAAUUUAAAGAAUUUUUUUAAGACGUGUCCAUUUGACUUAAACUUAUCAGAACUUUUUGAAGCAUGUUUAGCAAUCGAUUUUUUAUUUCAAAAAGGUAUAUUUAAUAAUUAUAAUUAUUAUAAUAAUGAUUUAAAUAAUAAUAACAAUAAUAAUAGCGGCGGCAAUUAUAAUAAUAAUGAUAGCGAUAUAAAUAAUAAUAACAAUAGUAAUGAAUCAAUACAAAUUAAUAAUAGUUUAAUAAAAUCAGAAUUCGAAAUUAGAAAGUGGUUAUUAGAAUUUAACGAUAAACAAUUAAAAACCAAGGUCGAAUUAUUGGGUAACAAGAAUGAAAAAAUUCAAGCAUUGGUUCAAAUGUAUAUGACCGUUAGAUGUAAACCACAUAAAUGUUUAAGAUAUUAUUUGAUGUUUGAUAAUGCAUCAUUUGAUAUAAAUGUAUUUCCAACACUUGGAAGCAGGAUUUAUUUAUCAUUUUCAUUUGACUAUGGAUGUAAUGUAUUACUUAGAGGUUGGUUUGACGGUGGCUCCUCCAAUUGCUACGAUGUAUCAGAGAUUUAUGUUAGUCUGUACUUUCAUUAUAGAGAUAGAGAACACGAAGUGUGUCAUCUAUUAGAAUACCAACCAUUUCUUUUUAGGCAGUGUGUCAGCAAAGAUAUCAAAGAGAAAUUUAUAAAAGAUGUUUGUUCAGAUAUACUUAAUCCAAAUAUAAGUAAAUCAAAGAAAUUAGAGCCAUUAUUUUUCUUUAGUUUGGUUGUAGAUUAUGACGAUUUAGAGUUGGUAAAAUUAGCAUUCAGGUAUUUGGCCCCUUAUUUAAAGAAUCCAUUGUGUGGUAGCGAAUAUAGAAAUCCAUACUCUCACUUCUCAUUCAAUGUCUAUAGAUAUAUUAGAUCGGUACCAGUUUUAACAUUCCUAUACUAUCAUUUAAAUGAAGAAAUGAUUAGAGAUCAAAGCUUUAUUACAUCAUGUCGUUUAGAGGUUUGGUAUCUUUAUGGGCGCUUAGAGUUACUAAAAGCUUAUGAAGAGUUGACAAACUAUAAAGGUGGUCCAGAUUUUGAAUUCUCGCAUUCCUCAUGCCCAAGAAUUUCGUUCCGUGGUUUCGCUUUAAAUCGUUACUUUAUCCAUGUAGUCCAACAUAUCGUAUCAAAACCAGAUCUAUAUAACUUUGACUCUCUGGUACUAGACUGUUUAAAAUACUACCCAGAAGCAAGAAAAUUUUAUACUACAGAUUUAGCCUACUUGAUAGAAAAUACAGACUUUGAAUAUAGACCAUUUCAAAUUAGUUGCAGUAUUUUUGGAAGUUGUAAUCCUCAAAGUAGCGGUGGCAAUUGCUGUUUUUCAUCAACUAACAGAAUUCGUUUAUUUCAUUGGAUUUUAAAAGAGAAACUUCACGAUAUUGCAAUUGGUAGAUGUGCCUUAUUUGCUCAAGAACUAAACGAAAUGAAAUAUUUAACUGGUAGAAUCGAUGAACUUAUAUUUAGCAAUAACACUGUUGGUUUUGUUGGCAAUCCAUUUUGUAAACAAAUAUUUCAAAGAAUUGGUGAACGUGGUGAUGUAAAAACCCUCAGCGUUAUAAUGGAAACUUUUUUUUCAACUCUUCAACAAUCUUUAUCAUUAUCAUUCACUGCUAAAACAAAUUUAUACGAAUUAUUAAAAUAUGCAGCUGAAUUUGGUAGAAUAAAUAUAUUUCAAUUUUUAUAUAAAAAUAAUUAUUCAUUUGUAUUAUUACCACAACAACAACAACAACAACCACAACAACAACAACACCAAACUCAAAAUGUUCAAAACUUAAUUCAAGAUAAUAAUGAUAAUAAUGAUAAUGAUAUUAAUAAUAAUGAUAUUAAUAAUAAUGAUAAUAAUAUUGAUAAUAAUAUAAAUAAUAAUAGUAUAAAUAAUAGUAUAAAUAAUAGCAAUCAAAAUGAAGGUAUAUAUGGAUUAUUUUCACAAAGCUUAUUAAAUGUAAUUUUUGCAAAAGUAAUAGAAAAAGAUUAUAUUGAACUAUAUUUACUAUUAGUAAAUACUUUUAAUUUUAAAAUCAGUAAUGAACAAUUUCAAUUUCAUUCCGGAUCAAGUAUUUCAAUAUUAAAUAAUGUAAUUGUAAAUAAUAAUAAUAUAAAUAACAAUAAUAAUAAUUAAAAAUAUUUAAUUAUUAAAAAUAUUAAAUAAUAAAUAAUAAAAAAUUUACUUUUUUUAUUUUUGUAAAU